Molecule: messenger RNA, 714 nt
Organism: Miscanthus lutarioriparius
Lineage: Eukaryota; Viridiplantae; Streptophyta; Magnoliopsida; Poales; Poaceae
Source: the annotation of a GenBank genome assembly
AUGGUCACAGAGAACGGCCGCAGCGGCGAUGACAAUUUCAUGAUCAUCAUCCACGAUGAUGAUGACGACACAAAUCCUCUCAUUGCCAUCGCAGGGUCUCGUGGAGCUCCUGGCCCAGCUCCCGAUGCAGCAGCAACACUUCCUGCGGAGGCCGUGGCAACUCCUGCGCCGCCUGCACCUCAUGGGUCGGCAGAAUCUAUGAACAUUGGAGGAGCUCCUCCUGCUGCAUCAACAGCGGCUCUGACAAUUCUACCACCUCCUGCUUCUGUGGCAUUGGUGACCAUCACAAGAGCUCCUCUCGCCACUAUUGUGAGUGUGGCCACUCAAACUGCACCUGAUCACCUGGUGAAUGGGAACAACGGCUCUAGUGAAGCUAGUGCUCGCUAUACAUAUGGUGGCAAUGGUAAAGUUGUUGCUAGGUACAGCAAUGGUUGUGGCAAAUCUCUCGCCAGCUAUGGCAAUGUCGACUAUGGAAAAGGUGUUGCUAGCUAUAGCGAGGUUGGCUAUGGAAGCAAAGGUCUUGCUGGGUGUAGUAGUGGCAGCCACACACCUACAACACAUCUACUACCACUGGAGGUGAGAGCAACAAAGGCUAUGGCAAGGUGUAUAGUUACCCUGAGUGUAAGAACACGUUCUUCACCACACCCCAGGCACAGGGAGUCCACAUUACUCGUCAUCACAGGAUCAUGGAGAAGAAGGGCAAGGCAAAGCUAG